This is a messenger RNA of Phytophthora infestans T30-4, 327 nucleotides long. RefSeq lists its product as uncharacterized. The transcript is spliced from 2 exons. The record is from RefSeq and is a predicted model, not a curated record. Bases 1 to 327 code for a protein of 108 amino acids. NCBI's taxonomy places the organism in Eukaryota, Oomycota, Peronosporomycetes, Peronosporales, Peronosporaceae.
AUGCACGCCGAGCUUGAGAAGCGCCGGCGCGCAGCGCGUGAGCGCCGUGCUCGUCGCCAAGGUGUCAUUCUACAAACGUAUAGUGAAGGUAAUUUUGUGCUGGUCGCGACAGCAACAGGUUGUAGCGGCAACAAGUUGGCCCUCAAUUGGCGUGGACCCAAGAGAAUCAUACGCGCAACCGACUUCACGUUCGAGGUCCAAGACAUCAUACCGCCGCUUGAGGUGUCCGUCCGUCACGCAUCGCGACUUCAUCUCCCAUCUAGACUGCCGCCUGAGCCCAGCCACCCAGCAAUGGGAAAUUCUCGUGAAGUGGGUCGGGCCGGAUGA